Molecule: messenger RNA, 1002 nt
Organism: Naegleria lovaniensis
Lineage: Eukaryota; Heterolobosea; Eutetramitea; Acrasida; Naegleriidae
Exons: 2
Coding region: 1-1002 (333 amino acids)
Biological process (GO): RNA processing
Cellular component (GO): nucleus
Molecular function (GO): mRNA binding
Source: RefSeq, a predicted model, not a curated record
AUGGACGCUGAAACCCUCGAUCGAAAGAUUCGUGAACAAGUUGAAUUUUACUUUAGUGAUAGCAACUUGCCAAAGGAUAAAUUCUUGAGAAGUCUUGUGGCCAAUAAUCCUGAAGGAUAUGUUGAAUUAAAGACCAUUGCUUCCUUCAACAGAAUGAAACAACUUACCACCGAUAUGGACGUGAUUGUUUCUGCAAUCAAGAAGAGUGCCAUGCUUGAAGUUGAUUCAGAGGGUAAGCUCGUCCGUAGAAUUACUGCUCUCCCUGAGAAUGAUACCACCGUUGCUCGUAGUUUGUAUGCCAAAGGAUUCCCUCUCGAUGAGAAAAUCACCAAUUUGGACACUGUCAAGACUUUCUUUGAUGCUUUCGGAAAGGUCAUGUGUGUCAGAAUGAGAAGAGAAAAGAAUGGAACCUUCAAGGGAUCAGUAUUUGUGGAAUUUGACUCGGAAUCCACUGUCAAUUCGUUGGCUGGAAAAACUGAUCUCAAGUUCAGACCUGAGGAUGAACCUCUUCUUGUUGAGUCUAAACAAGCUUACUUUGAAAGAAAGAAGAAGGAACGUGAAUCAUCAAAGGCCAAGGCUGCUCAAGAUAAAAAGCAAGAAGAAAUCGAUAACAUGAAGAAUGAAUUGAAACAAAACUCUUUUUUAUAUAUUGAAGGUAUUGCAGCUGAUGAGAAGUUUGGAUUUGCUGACUUUUCCAAGAAAUUGCCAGUCAAUAAGAAGAAUGGAUUGAAGUUUGUUGAUUACCCAUUAAGUGGUGACAAGACAAAGGCUGUUCUCCGAUUGGAAAAUAAGGAAAUUUUCGAUAACGUCAAGAAACAAUUCGACGAAGGAAAGAUUGAACUUCCUGGAACCAUCUCUGUAAAAGAGUUGCCACAAGAAGAAUUGGAAAAGUACAUUGAUGAAACCGUACAAGCUAAGUUUUCUGAGCAAGGAAAUACUCACAAGAGAAAGGGAGCUCGAGGCAAGCAAACUAAUAGAAAGAAGAAGACCAAGACUGACUAA